UCGCUAGAGAGCGCUUUCCGUGUUAGCUACGUGUCUUUGCGCAGCUCCGUGAGCCGCAGAUCACGCACGGGUUAUAUCGUCGUGUACGACGUCACGUAACUGCGCAAUCGUGCCUCGCACGUCCUUCCAGCCCCCGGUGGGCCACGCGCGUGCCUUGACAGUCGCGUUUGUUUGGCGGGAAACGACGAGGCGUGCUCUUAUUAUCCGUGCUUAUUUACGCGCGGUGUCAGAGGCGAGCUCGGUUGGCGAGUACGGUUGGACUCCCCCACCGCCGAUCGGCAUAUUGCUGCGGGCCGUGUGCAAUAACAUUUUUCUAUGGAAUUUCCUCGCGCCAAGACUACUGACUGCGUUAUCGCGUUUCGGCUGUGAGUGGCAGUGUCUCGUGCGGGAGUGCGAGACGCGGAGAACGAGAGAGAAAGAGGAAGAAGGAAAGAGAGAGAGGGACAGAGAUAGACAGAUCGGCUCGCGUCACGGACGAUCGCCACGAUAGACGACGAAAUUCGCGCGGGAUACGUCGUAACACGCUCUCUCGCCGUCGCUCGGAUACUCACGCGCAAGUGCGGCCGCGCGACGUUGCCAGAUCGUCGACCGGAGGCUACGCCGAAGGAGAAUCGUCUUGCGUGUUGCGCGACUUGUGAGGAGAGUGAACCGCGGGAUACGAGAUAGUGUUGGACCGUAAGCGGGGUAUUUUGGAGCUUCUCCACGGUGGCCUUGACUGUUCGGGACAGCCCGGUGCGGUGCAGCGGAAUCGCCUCUCGCGCGCGCGAGGCGGAGUUUGUUUUCGCCGCCGCGCUAUCUUUGUCUGGCACAUAGUAACCGUGUGUGUGUCCCCGCCACCCUUCCCCGUGUUGCCAAGCGCGGCUGCUGUUUGCCGUGCACGCGUCGCCCUAUGAUCCACGCUUCCCCGGGCGGGGUACGUGCCGAGGAUCAUCAUCGUCGUUGCCUAUCGCGACGAGCGUCACCGUCGGGGGACGUCGCGCGACCAUCACGCCGGCGAGGACGCGGAUCUGAGGGAGAAGAGAAGCGGCGCCUUGGUCAACGCUCGGCGGCGGCGGCGGCAGCAGCGCGGCCAUUAUUCGAAAUUCGGUGGGUCGCGCCACGAAUCGCGGCGUUGCCACGUUCCCGUCCGCGGUGCGUAGCCGCGAUUAUUUCAACGUCCCACGACGACGGGGCCGUGGCGGCGGCAGCGGGGACGCGAUUCCUGGAAGGAGUCAUCAUCGUUCCCGCGUCACGGCCAAUGCUAGAAGAAGCGAUCUCUUAUCUCGCGUAGCGCGUGUCACAACUCUCUCGAUAGUGCAGUGAGUGAAGGGAGGGGAGUGAGAGAGAACGAGAAAGAGAGAAAGCAAGGACGGAAGAAGAAUAGGAAGAGAGAAAGACAGCGGGUGCUUGUUCCUUAUCUGUCAAUUUUUCGCGCCCACGGACUUUUUCGGUGCUGUUCGUUUACUGGAAACGGCGCGUAAACGUUUGCCGUUGUGCUGCGGAACGCGGCGGCGAUAGAGCGCGACGAAAUAUGAGCGCACGAGUGCUGAACCCGGCGAUGAUGACGGAAAUAAGCAGGAACCUAGGCGGCGGCAGCGGUAGCGGAGGCGGAGGCGGACGAGCGGCGCCGAGCAGGGCCGCGCUCGCCCGCGUGCGACGCGAUCUCUUCGGGCCGGUGGACCACGCGGCGGCUCGGGCGCUCGCCGAGCGCGAAUUGCGGGCCCAAUCGUUGCUCGAUGCCGAUCGAUGGGGCUUCAACUUUCAGCUGGGUGUCCCGCGAUCGAACUCGCGUUACGAGUGGGAGCCGUUGACGGAGCACGACAUCGUGCCCGAGCCCUACGCCCUGCGCGGCAUGCCGUAUCUGAGGAAACACGCGCCCGGCACCCCGCGCAAGCUGCGCUUCGACGAGACGGCGUCGACCACCACCGCCUCCUCCUCGACGUCCCCGUCGUCACCGUCCACGGCGGCGGCAGCGACGACGACGACGACGACGAUGACAGCGACGACGUCGUUGACAGCGAUGAUGACCACGAUGACCGCGAUGACGAGCGCGAGGAUCGCCGAGCAAAUGGAGACCGUCGUCGCCACGCCGACGGCCGAGAGGACGCCGCCGCAGGAGCCGCGAGUGCCCGAGAUCGGCGAAGCCACGACGCCCAAUCAACUCCUGGACGCGGAGCCUAAGAGGAAGAGAUGCGCGAUAGAGCCGUCCACCCCCGUCCUGCCCCAUGCGGCGAGGAAACAGUCCACGAUCACCGAUUACAUGAAGAGUCGUAAGCGCGGCCUAAAUGGCACAAAGAGCAUGAUAGAGCCACCGGAGAAGAUCGCUCGCAACGCGGGUCAGAUACGCAGCUAAAAAGCCUUCAACUUUCUUAUUCGAACUUCGUCUUCUUCCACCACGUUCGUAUACAACGCGAGACAGUACUGGAAGUGGGAAACUGCAACCGGCGUGUGGAAUAACGGGGAAAGAAGAAGGCAGGGACUCGGACAGGAGGCGCGAGGUCCGCGUUGGCUGUGCCAUUCAAUAUAGUUUUAUCUGUCAUGAGCACAGGCGAAACAGACGGAAAUGGAUGAAUAAAAAGAAGAGAAAAAAUGAAAAAAGUCUAUUAGAAACGGGAAAGUAACGCCGUUCUCCAUCACGUGUAUCUUCGUCUGUAAUACCGCGUAUAGCUUUGUAAUACCGCGAGGAUUAUGAGAAUAGUAGCAACAAUCAAGAAAGGGCAAUGAGACGUAUAAGAUAGAGAAACGAAAAGAAAACGGAAGACGCUUGGUGGGGAAGAAGAGAGAGAGAAAGAGAAUAUGACUCUCGUCGCUAUUUUUUUAUAAUACGUGUCACAUUUUUUUCUGUAUUAGAAUAUAGAGUAAGUAAUACUAAGGAAGAUAUAAAAAUUAGAUUGUAGAUAAAGUAAUAUGAUUUGUGUCCAAAUUAAUUAAUGUAAUAUAUUCUUUGUUUGUUUCUGAAAACGUUCGUAGAAAAAUGUUUAAACAAUGUCGUUACACAAACACGUUAUAUGAGAGAAAUAGAAUGUGUGUGUGUGAGUGAGUGUGAGAGUGAGAAAGAGAGGGAGGGAGGGAGAGAGAGAAGCUAAGAAAUACAUGCAAGUUUAUAUAGGCUAUUCUCAUAGGAAUUAGUUGAUUAGAUACUAAGAUAUAGAACAGAGUAUAUCGCGUGUAUUCAUUGGAUCUAAUUGAAGGGGAUGCUUGAGCUGGUCCAUGGAAUUUCGGUACUUGCGAUUGCUGCGUUCUAACCCGGUGAUGAAAUUCUAUCGCUGUGAAGAUAUUAAAAUUCUAUUUGAAAAUAGUCUUGUGGCGGAUAUCGCGCCAGUUUCGACGCCGGGUCUUUGAAACGUGCGCGAUAUUUCAAAGCGAUUUCGAAUUUCCAAAUUAAAAAGUUUUAGAAGCCUUUAUUUGGAAUUCUCAAAUCGAAUGUUUUUCAGUUUUUGUGAAAAUCUGAAGAAGAAAAGUGCAAAAGAGCGGUUGCGAUUCCGUGGCCAGAAUGCGACCAGCUUUAAGGAAGAAAAGAUAUAUGAUUUAGCUGUAGUUCGUUACCCAAGUUUAAGCAUUGAUCUCCUGUACGAUUUUAAGGAAGUACAGCCGAUGCCAAAUCACCCCGUGAUUUUUUCUUCUCUACCUAUUAAAUACAGAAAAAAAAGAAGAUCCGUCAUUUCCUUUCUCCCUUUUCCCCUUUGUCCCCAUAUCGCAUUUAUUUCCGGCAGAUAAUGCGAGAGGCACAUAAUCGUCGUAAUCGUCACAGUUUUUAUGGAAAAACAUAAGUUUGAUAUUUCCUCUUUCAUACAAUUCUCAUUUCUUUUACGUUGCGAAUUAAAAUAGCGAACUUUUUUUUAACAUUUUAACGUGACUUUCGAUUAAAAAUUGGAUUCUUCGGUUUCGCCACAAUAUUCUCUUGAAAAUUUAUUUAGACACUGCUUUAACUAUUCUAUAAUUUUCCGCGUUUCAAUUGAUUCAGACAAAUGUAACAGCUUACAUAAAAAUCUAUGACUUUGAACUACGAUUGAUUAAACGUAAAGCUAGUAGAAAGCUUUUUAGAGAUUUAACCUAAUCUAAUCUUGAAAAAAGAAAACAUACUCGAUGAUUCUGGUAUAAUAUCUUCGUCAAGAAUGUUGAAUUAAUCACAAUGGCAUUAACCUUUUGUCAGUCACAUAAUAUAUCUAUUAUCUCAAGAGGAAAUGAAUUUCUUUCAUGAUGAUAUAUAAAUUAAAAAGAAAACAAGUUGUGUGCGCCAGAAACCAAACUUCUAGCUUAUCUAACAAGAGGUUAAUAGCUUGCAAAUUUUUAUUUUCGUAAUUGAUAAUUACGAAGAGAAGCAUCAUUUCCUUUAGGACAGGCAUCAUUGAGACCAAGAAUAAAGCAUUUCACAGUGUGGAAGGAUUCCAGUGCAAAUAGCGAAGCGAGCGUUUAUUUCGUUCGUCGACAACGAAUUUAUGAAGCAUAAAAUAUUAGUGUACUCUAUCUAAUUGUAUAUUAAUUGACUUUUAUAAUGGUAGCUGUUUAUCAUACGCGACUUUUUGUUUGUUAACGCCCCUUUAACGCGAUCUUCGUCAAAUAUCCUAUCGUAUCUUGCUAUUCCUGAUACUUUUUCCUGUUCGCCAUUUCCUUUUUGAGAUUAUAACCCAAAAAUACGACUGGUGGUUACAAGCUAUUUUUUUCAAAACCCGCCCGUAACAUCGAGCAUGUGGGAGAGAAGCGUCGAAAAAAAAAUGCAAACAAUAAAUCAAGAUUAAAGUGCGCAUUGAUAACAAUGUUCGUUUUCUUCCGCGCGGAACAGAAAAUUCAGAGUUUCACCAAAUUCACGAAAUAGCAGUUGGAUCAGUUGAAAAAUAACUAUCAUUGAUUAUUAUGUUUGCGGCAGAUGCGGCACCUCGCGAUUUCGGCAUUAAUGCAGCAAGUCAUUGGAAGAAAAUCAAGUGAAUUUAAUCUGGCGAUGUUACUGUGGCGUACAUCUUUCUGACAAUUUUUCUCGAUAAGAAAGCAGGAUCGUGAUACGUUUCAAGUUCUAGUAAAAAGAUUAUUUACCAUCUUUAGUGACAUAUUGCGAAAUUAAAUAAAAAUAGUGCUUUAUACUCUACGGUGUCACCGCUGGAUUAAAAAAAAAAAAAAAAAAAACGACUUAGGAAUCUUGGAAUCUCGUAAGAUCUGAGAGAGUCGAGACGCGUGGUGCCUGUCGUGAAGAAAACUAAAAAAAUAGCAAAGAGAGAAAAAUCUAAUGUUUAUGUAACCCUGUGAUGUAUUAGUAUGAUCUCAGUAAACAUAACUUAGCGUGUACUUCUUAUCUAUAAUAAUUAGAUUAUGUAUGUAUAUGCGAUAGAAAUUGUGACAGACAUUUGAAAAUUGUCGUGUCGUAGAGUAUAAAAAUAUAUAGAAAUCACGAAUUAGAUCGACGAUUCCCGAUAUUUGUGUACGUGUGAUAUAUGCAUGAGAGUGUGUGUACGUGCGUGCUGCAGAAUGAAGGAUGAAAGAGAAAGAUAAAACAGAGAGAGGCCACCUAGUGAAUCAUGCCUCACUUUCAGUCGACACUUAUUCGCGAUAUAAAAUUAUAUAUGUGUAACGACAAUAUUAUAUUAUGUAUAAUUAUAUAUAAAAAAAAAACUGUAACUAUAAGAGAGUCUAAAAAACUAACUAACUAACAUAAGUGAAUUGUGACCCCAAUUGUUUAUUAAAAAAAAAAGAUCUAUCUAUA
Temnothorax curvispinosus is the source of this 5674-nucleotide messenger RNA. It is a transcript of the gene dap, whose product is annotated as spore coat protein SP96-like. Lineage: Eukaryota; Metazoa; Arthropoda; Insecta; Hymenoptera; Formicidae. The record is from RefSeq and is a predicted model, not a curated record. Bases 1511 to 2332 code for a protein of 273 amino acids. The transcript has 2 exons. Gene Ontology annotation, biological process: regulation of cell cycle. Gene Ontology annotation, molecular function: cyclin-dependent protein serine/threonine kinase inhibitor activity. Gene Ontology annotation, cellular component: nucleus.